AUGGCCCCGCCACAAAAGUCUGAUCAACAAGUGGCCGCCGAGUUCACGUCGUACUACCUGCAACGCGCCACGAAAGAGUUUGCCGAGGACCUCGACAAGGUGCGCUCUGCCGACGACUUCAAGAACGAUGCGCUCCAGAUCAUCGUGAGCGCUCUACAGCAGGGUACCACCAUGUUCUCCCCCGAGGAGCAGAGAAGGAUCGUCACGGCUGCGGCUCGCCCGGCCAACAAGGCAUGAGGUUGAGCUCUAAACCCUCAGUUCGAUCUGCACGAUACCAUUGGAGUGCCGGUGGUCCUUGGACUAAUUCACGAGAACGCCGCGCAUGGUUCGCUGGCAGCAGUUGAAGUGUGGACACAUAUUUAAUGUCACUCUGCCUCAACUGCAGUCACGGUCAUCAUCAAACGCGAAACCUGAAAUCAACGUCCAAACCAGUGGUUCGCCGAUAUUGCAUGGACCUUCUAGAUCACAACCAGAAUGCAAAGAAAGCCUCUAUAUAAAUAUGAUGGAACUCGCCGUAGUUACCGGAGUCCUUCUACUCCUCUAGCCCACAAAUGGCCGU
Parathielavia appendiculata is the source of this 559-nucleotide messenger RNA. RefSeq lists its product as uncharacterized. NCBI's taxonomy places the organism in Eukaryota, Fungi, Ascomycota, Sordariomycetes, Sordariales, Chaetomiaceae. The record is from RefSeq and is a predicted model, not a curated record. The coding region runs from base 1 to 237 and encodes 78 amino acids. Gene Ontology annotation, cellular component: preribosome, large subunit precursor. The transcript has a single exon. Gene Ontology annotation, biological process: ribosomal large subunit assembly.